UUAAAAUUGUGCUUUUUUUCUUUGAAUAUAUGCGUCAGAUUUCAUCACAUCAUGCUAUUUCAUAGCGGGAAUAUGAUAUAAAUUGUUGAUACAACUAAUACCAUUGAUUGUAAUUGCCCUCCAUUCGUCAUCGACAUCUUGACGAUGGAUAGACAGGUGUCUGAGCAAUCAUCCCCGUCCGAAAGGGGCCAGACAUCUGUGCCCCUAUCGGAGGCAGGGUCGGGACAAGAGACAAGUGCAAAUGAAGAGAUCAUAAGCAAUAUGCUGACAAGAGUCAAUGAGCUUAUAAAGCAAAAACGACUCCAAGAUGCGCUUGAAAAAUGUGAUACAGCCCUGUCACAGUACGGUAGCAUAGAGAUCUUGAGAGAGAAGAAGAUCAAGAUCCUGUGCCUGCAGGGUCGAAUAGAGGAUGCAUAUAAUGAAGCCCUUGUCUGGUUACAACAAGAACCUCGGAAUUCCACUGCCAUUAAAGAAUUGAAGAGGUUGAAGGUUGUACUCAAUGCAAUAAAGGAUCAGGACUCUGAUGACGAAGCAGUGGUCACUACUGUCCAGUCAGAGGAGCCUGUCCCUGUGGUCAGUUCAGCCCCGCCCCUUCAGCAAGCACCUGCCCCCAGCUCCGUCCCCAAGCAACCCAACAAUAAGCCUACCAAACCUGAUUUCUCCUGUUCAUUCUGCAAUAUGACCUUCGACUCCAAGACUGACCUUGACACCCAUUGCCGUAGCGACGAGCACAAGAAGAACAUCACGUCAGACGAGGGUCACAGUUGGAAGUACCGGCCCCCUCCAAGAGGAUUGGUGGCGGAGGAUUACACCCUUUGUGAGAGGUAUUCAUCUAACGGUCGCUGUCCAUAUGCAGACAAGUGCAUAGAGGCCCACUCUCAAGAGGAGUUGCAGGAGUGGCGGGAACGGUUCAAGUUCAAGCGACAGCAGCUGCAGAUGGCCAAGGACAAACAUCUCCAUGGUAACACCUACCCGGAACAACUCAUGGAGAAAUUGAUGACGGCUGAGUACCCCAAGUCUGUGAUGGUGGCAAACGUUGACUAUGCGAAGGUGAUUGUGAAUUCUGAUCUCAAAGUGAACAUGAUCUCGAAGAAGUGUACCCAUGCUUGGACCUUCACCAUUACCAGCAAGAUCUGCAUCCUGCGUGUGGUUCUACUUGACGAGGCGGUCUCCAACUACUUCUAUGUGAGCAGCAUCUCUGUGGGGCCCAAGAAGACCCAGAAAUACCAGAACAUUGAGAGCCACUGCCAGGAGUGGAAGAACCCAGAGAUCACCAUCAACCGACCGGGGGAGUACGUCUAUAGGGUCAAAGUUGUAUUCAAGACGGACAUCUAUGGCGCAUUCCGCCAGACCCUUGUGUUUGACUUUGGUUCGGAGCCGGUCCUCAGUCGUGACAUGCACGUGGAGUCUGCCCCCGUCACAGACACGGAGAAAGUGCUGUCUGAGAUACGCCUCUCACAGCAGGGCAGGUGGCAGUCUGAUAAGGUCACCGUGGUGGAGUACAAACAAAAGCCCCCAGAUGACGUGAAGUCCAUGGCGCUGUUGAAGAAGUACGCGCUACCGGAGAUGAGCAAGUUCCACUUCUCUGAUCACCUGAUGCACUCACCAACCAAGGAGAACUACCGCCUCUGGAUGCAUGAGAUGCUCUAUGUGGAGGAGCUGGCACAGAUUGACAAGAUCUCUAAGUUCAACAUCACAACUUCACUCCAGCUGGUCAAUAGAUUUCUGCUCAUGCCUGGCUCACUGUCCGCUGCAAAGUUUGCACAAGAUGGGGAGCUUUUUGCCCGCAUGAAGCUGGAGGACGACCUUUCUGUGGACUCGGUCGCUGGUCGACUGAUCCUGAAGAGCACAAAUCUUGUCUGGUUGGCACCGCAUAAACCUGCACCGAAGAAUAACACUCUGCCAAAAAAGGUUUAUGAGGCGAUGAUCGAGGAUCGUGGUAAGAACUUCAUAUUCCUGCGGUUGUCUCGGGAGUGUGUGGAGGAACUAGAGCUGACAUGUGACCAGGAGUUCUCUGUGGAGGUGCAGUUCCAGUUGAACCGUCUCCACCUGUGUGAGAUGCAUCAUGCUGUAGACGCCCUCUCAAUUCUCGACAUUGUGUUCCCAAACCAGGACCUCCUCAACAAGCUGCCAUCACUGUCUGACUGGACUUGGAAAGAAGAUGUAGGAGGGAAAACAAAUGACAAUCAAAGGGAGGCAAUCAUGAAGUGUGCAGCCUACUCCCACAUGGCAUUACCUCCCCUGCUGAUUGUGGGCCCGUUUGGCACAGGGAAGACCCACACAUUGGCGCAGUGCGCCAAACAUGUGCUGCUUGAACCCCACACCAGGAUCCUCAUUUGUACUCAUUCAAACAGUGCUGCUGACAUCUACAUCAAGGAGUUUCUUCACCCAUCGGUUCAGGCUGGGGACGAGGAUGCUCGACCACUGCGUGUCUACUACCGCCACCGCUGGAUCCAGACUGUGUCCACCAUCGUUCUACAGUACUGCAUACAGGAACAGUCUGGUCCCAUGGCUGGCACAUUCAGGGCUCCUGUGGUUGAAGAUGUUGAGAAGCAUAGAGUUGUCAUUACUACGCUGAGCACUGCACGACUUUUGUCUGACCUUGACCUUCCAGAAGGUUUCUUCACCCACAUAUUCCUUGAUGAAGCUGCUCAGGCUCUGGAAUGUGAAAUGCUGAUCCCUCUCUCUCUGGCGGGACCGAAGACAAGUGUUGUGUUGGCUGGGGACCACAUGCAGAUGAGCCCUGAAGCGUUCUCGGACUUUGCCCGGCAGCAGCAGUUCCACAAGUCCCUUCUAGAGCGCUUGUACGACAUGUACCCUGACAACAGCCCCAGCAAGGUGAUGCUGUGUGAGAACUACCGGGCCAACCGUGCAAUCAUUGAGUUCACCUCCGAGCUCUUUUACGAUAAUAAGUUAAAGGCAUCGAAAGAUCCGAUCGCGCACAGCGUGUACUAUCCGCUGACAUUUUUCACAGCGCGUGGAGAGGAGGUCCAGCAUGAGAACAGCUCGGGGUAUUAUAAUACAUCUGAGAUCUAUGAGGUGAUAGAGCAGGUGGAACAUCUUCAGAAGCACUGGCCACCUGAGUGGGGAGAGUUUGACGAGAACAGCAUCUGUGUGGUGGCCCCAUACUCAGAUCAGGUGUUUCACAUUAGAAGUGAAUUAAGAAAACGCAAGAUGUUCAAGGUGUCAGUGGAGAGAGUUGUCAAUGUUCAAGGCAAGCAGUUUCGUGUGAUUGUGAUGAGCACAGUGAGGACACGCCACACCUGCUCCACGGACGCAGCCGCCACUGACAAGCUGGACCUGGGAUUCCUGUCCAACAUCAAGCUCCUAAACACUGCCAUCACCCGCGCCCAGUCAUUGGUCAUCGCCGUGGGAGACCCAGUCUCGCUGUGUCUCAUUGGUCGAUGCAGCAAAGUCUGGGAAUACUACCUAGAGGUCUGUAAAGAUAACAACAGUUUCUUUGGCAUGACAUGGCCACACCUCCGAUCCCUGCUAAAUAACGCAGAGAUGACCAAGAACUACAUUCUGAACCCUCUUGCGCCGGAGUUCAUUCCGAAGGCGGUAUAUACGGGCCCGGCAGGCCAUGCCGUGUUCAUGCCCCAGCAGGGGCCGCUCCAUGGGGCAUGGAUAGGGCAGCACCCUGGGGCCGCAUACAGGGGACCAAACAGUCAGAUGAUGUAUCCAGGCCACUACAUGCCCAUGCCUAUAUACCCUGGUCCCUACCACCAGCCUUACCCUUACAUGGGCCCCAUGCUGUACAGGCCCCAUCACCAGAUGUACCCCCCAGGGGUCGUUGGUAAAACCGCUGCUCGCGGGGCCAUACCCAAACCGCAAGGGGUUCAGAAGCCCAAAAUCCCCGUACAUCAGCCCAGCUUACCUGUACAGAGAGACGAUGAUGACAGGACAGUGUCUCCAAAACAAGACCACCACAAAGCUGGGAUACCAGUGACCCUGUCUUCUACCCCCCCGAAGAAGUCCGCGGCCACGGUAAAGAUAGGAGGCCUGAAAUAUGCUCCCAGAGUGCCUGUAAUGCAUCCUGGCGUGUCUAUGUAUCCCCCGGUUGUAGGUUACAUGCCAUACAUGAUCCACCCAGAGGACCCACGCUACCUGGCUGCCAUGGGAAUGCAGCCCAUAGCCCCGUACUACUAUUCAUACCCAAGCGUUCCACGACAUGCCUACCCAUACAUGGUGCCCCAGGCCGUUCCCAUACCCAUACCAACUGCCCCAGCCGGCUCUGGUAGCGUGUCACCCGCCAGUCUACCGGACAGUACACGCAGGCGUACAAGCGCCUCCUCGCCCACGGGUAGCAAUCACUCUGACACUUUGUCGGCCUCUCCCAGUUCAUCUGGGUCGUCUCACCUUCACGCCCAGCAUAUUCAGCUCCUUCCAAAUGUGGUGCACAUCCCCAGUCACCUUCUGUACCAGCAGACCACCAGUGCGAGCAGUUCCCGGUCUCAGACGCCUGUCUUGUCCAGCUCUCCCAGUCAGAGCUCCUUGCAGCCUCAGCCUGCGGGAUUGAGUAAAGACAGUCCCCGUAAUUCUCUCGGGGAGAUUGAGUUCCCUCGACGUAGGCAACACAGUGGACCACGACCCGUUUCCCAGAGUCCUAGCUACAGUUCCCAGAGCUCGCAUGAAAGUUCCUCUUCACCCGUAUUGAAUGGUGACCAGACGUCAAAGUCUUCAGACAUAAAACUGGAAGUUGGGCAGACGACAUCUUCAAAGACUGCUCACAGGCACUUGAAGCUAAACACAACUGUGGCUGCUAUGAAUACCGGUUUCAGCCACAUGUUCAGGGACGAGCUCGGGACGCCGACGGAAGUUACGAAACUCGUACGAAUGAUUGACGAGGAAGAACCGGUGGAUACUAUGGAUGAUGAAGAGUUUGAGAGUCAUCAGGGAGACUUCUUAUUCGGCCAGGAGGUUAUGUUGCAGACAAAACCUUCGCCCCCAUUUGGCCGUCUGUAUCUCAGCCUGCCAGCCGUUCACGGUGAUCCCAGACACGCUCAGUCCCUUGACCUGCGGGCUGGGCCGCACAUGUACGAAGACGAGGAAUUCGACCCAUCACAGAUCGAACCCCAGACCCCUAUGACCCCAGCAGGGUUUCAGACGCCCGGAGUGGAUUUUUCUGGCGACCCGCUAGAAAUCUUGAGGAAUUUGACAAUUAAUAACGACAGUUUAAAUAGGAGUGCUCAUGGACAUUUUUAAGAUGUUCAUGCAUGUUUAAUUAUUGUGCGAACAAUGUACUCGUGGUUAUUUGUCAGGUGAUUAUCUGGUGAAUUGCGUGUGGUUACACUACAGACUACUGUUCAAACCCCAGUGGAAUAUAGAUGUUUGCAAUUGUUUUUUAUUGUUCUUCAGAAGGCUAUUUUUUCUUACAUUUUUUAUUGUUUUAAAUAUGUAUUUUAUGUUAGUUGAGUGUUACUAUUUAUGGGUAUUGUGUGCAAAAUGAUGUUUUAUUUAUUGUAAUUAUCUCUGAUUAUGAUUCUUAAUUUAGACCUAUGCUGAUGCUUAUUUUGAAUUAUUGUCAUAAAGAACUUAAAUUUGUUUGGAUUUUGAAUAAGAUAGAACAGUUUAACAAUAGAUUUAAAAUUGUGAUUCUCUUUAUUGGAAUAUUCAUUUUUGAAUAAAUUAAUGUUGUCAUUGAUAUUGUGCAAAGGUUCAGCCAUAUUUUUGGAUUUUGUUAAGACUGUUCAUGUCUGUCUGCCUUUCUGUCAAAUAGUGUGUAUUUUGAUAGAACUCGAGUAGUAGAUUAUGUGCUUGUGUUUAUUAACGGCUGCUGUGCUGGCAAAUGGUAGAACUUGUUGAAAAAUGGCUUUAGAUGCUGUUAUUGUACCAGUUACUUCCAUUUUGUUGUAUCAGUCAGUGUUUCCUAAAUGGGAUUUUUUUGAUGAUAUUGCUCAGGUGUAUUUGGUCGUUGUUAUGCCCCCCUUCGAAGAAGAGGGGGUAUAUUGCUUUGCUCAUGUCGGUCGGUCUGUCAGUCGGUCCGUCCACCAGGUGGUUGUCAGACGAUAACUCAAGAAUGCUUGAGCCUAGGAUCAUGAAACUUCAUAGGUACAUUGAUCAUGACUCGCAGAUGACCCCUAUCGAUUUUGAGGUCACUAGGUCAAAGGUCACGGUGACCAGAAAUAGUAAAAUGGUUUUUGAAUGAUAACUCAAGAAAGCAUACGCCUAGGAUCAUGAAACUUCAUGGGUAGAUUGAUCAUGACUUGCAGAUGACCCCUAUUGAUUUUGAGGUCACUAGGUCAAAGGUCACGGUGACCCGAAAUAGUAAAGUGGUUUACGGAUGAUAACUGAAGAACGCAUAUGCCUAGGAUCAUGAAACUUCAUGGGUAGAUUGAUCAUGACUCGCAGAUGACCCCUAUUGAUUUUGAAGUCACUAGGUCAAAGGUCAAUGUCAAGGUGACCCGAAAUAGUAAAAUGGUUUUCGGAUGAUAACUCAAGAACGCAUACGCCUAGGAUCAUGAAACUUCAUAGGUAGAUAGAUCAUGACUUGCAGAUGACCCCUAUUGAUUUUGAGGUCACAAGGUCAAAGUUCACGGUGACCCGAAAUAGUAAAAUGAUUUUCAGAUGAUAACUCAAGAACGCUUUUGCCUAGGAUCAUGACACUUCAUAGGUACAUUGAUCGUGACUCACAGAUGACCCCUAUUGAUUUUCAGGUCACUAGGUCAAAGGUCAAGGUCACAGUGACAAAAAUCGUAUUCACACAAUGGCUGCCACUACAACGGAAAGCCCAUAUGGGGGGCAUGCAUGUUUUACAAACAGCUCUUGUUUUCAGUUUAUACUGCACUGUUUGUCUGAGAAUGGUUGCUUAGACUGUUUGACUCCAGGGACAGAUACAGCUUCAACUCAUUGACUUCGGUGACACAUGAAGAGGUUCCCUGCAUUCUGUAACUGUAUGCAGUCCAGUAAAUGUUUCAUCUAAAUUUAGAUAGAUGGUGUAUACAUGCACAUUUUUCCAUGUUUACAAGGCUUCAUGAAUAUUGGUAUUGAUGGCUCUAGAUAAGAAAAGGUUUUGUUUGGAUCCAUAGAAUAUAGGAACAAAGAAAUUGCUGUAUUUUCAUUGUAGUUAUCAUGUUAUACAGUGGUGUAUAUGACAGUGAAACCUUGUUUCAUUCACUGCUGAUGCUUUGAUAAUGACCAUCAUAUAUGUACAUCAUGAAACUAUAUUUUCUACUUGUUCAUUCACGUUUAAAGGUACAUAUGUUUGCUCAAUGUAUUUGUAUAUUUGUAUUGUGGAUAUUAAUUAGGAAUAGGUAUUGUAAUAAAUAGAUUUUAGAUCCAUUUACUAUUAAAUAACAACAACAUGAAAAAUUUAACACACCUUUUUAAAUAUUAUAAGUUUUUUGUUCUUUUUAUACCUCAUAUUUUUUAUACAAUCAAAAGAAUAUUUUAACUGUGUAUUAUUAAAAAAGGAUCGAUUCAUCAAAUACUAGUCAUUGCAGUUCAGGUUAAAAAAUAAAUGCUUAAUUCUCGCACAUUGCGCUUAAAAUGCAUGCAUAGGUGCAUUUAAGAUCUUUCAUAUUUGAAUUGUUUCAUUGUUUAAAUUAUAAUCUUGAAAGAUGCACUGUUUUGUGUGUUAAUUUCUAGGGUGUGCAUUGUAUAUCAUUGUCAAUCAUCUGCAUAUGUAUGGAAAUGAGUAGAAUAAGAUGAGGUACAGGGUGUUUAAAAUAGGAGAUUACUGAUUAUCUGGUACUGGUAUCCACUGAUAUUUGAAGAUUGGCAGAUUAUUCAGCUGUUAUUCAAAAUUUCGAAGUUAAUGGUUCAAAGAAAGGUUUCUUUCUUCUGCUUUUCUGCUUUAUUUUCGUAAUAUAGAAAGAAAAUACAUGUGAUAUUGUUAUAUUUAAAUGUUAGAUGAUAAUUUAUUAAAUAUUGUGUAUUUUUAAUUGGUGAGUUUGAACAGUUUCUUCUAUUGAUGACUCAGCCACCACAUGACAUUUGAAGUGGAUGUUAAUGUUGCGGGUUUUUGUUUAUGCUCUGUAAUUAGAUUACACCUGUAAAUAUGUAUACAAUUGGAAGCCAUCUGGCGCACAACAUCUUUAUGUAUGCUUCUUAUGAUAAACCGUUUUUUGCUUCCAGUGUAUUCGAUGUAUAUAUUGUAGCUUUGCACAGCAUUAUAAACUUGUGCACUUUGUAUUAUCUUGUACAUGUGUAAUCUGUACUUAAAUGUAGUUGUAGUCUUGCAUGGUAAGUUAUUUUAUUCUAUUAUUCACAUGUAUUUUUUAGGGUUAAAACGUCUCGUUGUGUACAGGGAUUAACAACUUGUUAUAUUGUAAGAUUGUGACUGUUUUGUGGCUUUCCAAAGAUGAUAGUGAAAUGUUACAUAUGUUAACAACAUUCUCCUAUCUCAAUCUGAUUGUUUAAAUUGUACAGUCAUGUGCUUAAAAUAUUUAUUUUGUAUACAAUUGUUCAUGGCAACCUGUUUCCAUGUAAGUAAUUUUUAGAAAAGUUAGACAGUACACCCAUACUUUGUUAAGUUUUAAAUUGUUUUGAUCAAGAAUAUAAGUCUUAAUGGUCAUAAUUUUCAACUGAUGUUAAUGUUUCAUAAUUAAAUUAAAGUACACCAAUUAAGUAUUCUUGAAAUCUGAGAUAUGAUUGAUGCAAUUUGUGACCGUUGGAUGUAUUACUAUUUUUCACCACAACAUCUUCUGGAUAUAUUCACAUUAAACAACCGCCUUUGUUUUUGUGGCCCCUUCCUUUGAUCAAUGGGUCAUGAAUCAUCUGUGAACACGCUACAUGGGGGUUUCUUUUACGUAACUGAUACCAACUUUGUAGUUUUGAGGUCGAGUGUAAAAAACUUAGCCUUCUUAUAUCAUGCAUAAUUUGAUGCUUAUUUUCUAUGGUGUAAACGUCUUAUAUAAAUAUAUUUGUCUGUGUAACUGCAAUGCUUGGGGUAAGCUAACUGUAAAUGCUUAUCUCAAGUCAUUUAGUGUAGAUUUUUUUAUAAUCAGACUUAAUGUACAUGCGUAUACAUGUGGUAUAAUAGGGGCAGUGAUCAGAAGCUCAACUACACAAUAUUAAGUUGUUUUUUUCCUUUGCAAAUGAAUACUUGAAAUGAAAAUGUUUUCUGUGAAAAUCUACAUUUUCACAUCACUAAAACAUAUUAAUUGGUACUUUAUUAGGCUGAAUAAAAAAAUUGAACUAUUGUUUAAUGAUCAAAAUUGAUAUACAAUUUUAAAACGCAAUUCUAUGAUGUCAGGAAAAAAAUGUCCAUACAGGGUUUGCACAGAUGCUCAAAAGUGCUUAGUUUUGAAGUGAAUCAUUUUUAAGUGCUGAAAACCAAGCAUCAUUCUUUGCUGAGAAAAAGUAAAAAACUUAAGAUUGUUUUUAGAAGCUUGGUGAACACGUGCUCCAUCCAUUUUUUUUAAUUUAUGUAUUCAGUUACUAUGGGUCAUGUUCAACAGGACGGUGAUGUGUUUUAUUGGGAAAUCAAUUUAAGCAUUUGUGUUUUUUGUUAAGAUUAGUAUAUUUCAAAAGAAAAUCGUGUACGCUAUAGACAACUUAAUCAUGUAUUUAUAUAGUAUCUAAACACAGCUCUUUCUAUUGCUAUUAUAUUUUACCUAGCACAAUUGAGAGCACUUAUGAUUGUGAUGCUUUUUAAAAUUUUAAACAUUCCCCUUAUUUAGAAACCACAGUUCUGUUAACAGACUCAUGCAAUCAUGUUUACAAAAUUACAUAAAUGAGGUGUUAUCAUUAUUGAAUGUAUCACUAAAGCAAAACUCAUAAAAUGUUCUAUACUUAUAUCCAAGUUCUCACAUUGUAAUGUAUUUAGAGUUACAAAAUUGUAGGUUUUCAGUGAAUCAACAUUUUGGUUAUUCAGAAUUGUUAAAGUUCUUUUUGUUUUUGUUUAUAAGCCUCUGGCAUUAACUGUUGCCAAGAGGCAUAUAGCAAUAAUUUCAAGAAGCAAAAUAAUGCUUCUUCCUAUGAAAAAUGUUUAAAACAUUGGUAAAUUAGUGGAUAAUCAUAAUUCGAAAUGUGUAAAAUAAAAAAGCUUUUGUAACGCUUUUUUCAAUGACUAGGCAUUUAUGUUUAUUUCUAAGAAAGGGGUUUAUGUCUUGAAGCUUAUAAAAAUAAUAGACCAGUAUAAGUUCACAAAUCAAUAAAUCAAUUUGAUUAUCCAGUGUGGCAAACUAGUUACUAUGUCAUGGCAAUAAUGUGAGCCAGAAUUUUCUAUUUUGCUUUAAAAGCAACAUAUUUCAAAUAGUGAUCAUGUUUCUAAAAGAUGUUCAUAUAUUUUCGCAAACGAAAUUCCAUGGCUCUUGUAAUACCUGUUUGCACAAAAUGCAUAUUUUCUUUAACAAAGAGUGUGUCACCUUGUUAUCUUAGACCACAGUGGUGGUCAGUUACCAAUUACCAAUACUAGUUACCAAUUUUACCUUAGCAACAGAAUUACCAUAGCAACACCGGUGUAUGCUGGCUAGUUGCGCACCAUUACUAUUAGAUCUUGAAUAUUGUUAUGCUAUUGUUUGAAGUGUAUGGGAUGUUUUAUUCUUUUACAAGUUAAUUUUUGAACACUUGGGUGUGGCAGCCAUUACGCGAGCAUGCCAACAAACCGACUCCAACGCAUUUUUUUUUAAAUGAAUAUUUGGAAAUACAAUUUAAAAUUUUAACACACACCAAUUAAACAUUGUUUUGCAUUCAUGUGAAAUGUUGCAAGAAUGAAUAGUUGUAUUCCCCUUAAUUAAUGGACUGUUUUAGAUGACUCUAAAAUCUAUAUUUUUCAUCUUGAAAAUAGUUUGGUGCAUGAAUCCGACAAACUAGUUCCCCCUUCUAAUAGAGGUCAGAUACUGGUAGUUUCAAGACGAACAUGCAAAAAAAAUCAGCAUUACUUUGAAUUCCAUUCAUUUUGGAGCCAUUCAAAUGACAAUUUAUAAAGAAAUGGAUCGAAAAUCGUGUAUUGUCUUUUGCGUUUGGAGUCGCGUGUGUUGAUAUGGGCGUAGUCAAUGUUAAGUCUGCUGCAUCCGAUGUAGACUAUACAUGUUGUAGUGACGUCUGUCUCACUCUAUCUGUCACCAUUGGCAACGCUGAUGUGGAAGGGUGUGGAUGGGUUUAUAUUACUAGUAAAACAUAUAUUAUCGUAA
This is a messenger RNA of Dreissena polymorpha, 11078 nucleotides long. RefSeq names its product probable helicase with zinc finger domain. Gene Ontology annotation, molecular function: metal ion binding; helicase activity. The record is from RefSeq and is a predicted model, not a curated record. NCBI's taxonomy places the organism in Eukaryota, Metazoa, Mollusca, Bivalvia, Myida, Dreissenidae. The coding region runs from base 145 to 5205 and encodes 1686 amino acids. Gene Ontology annotation, cellular component: cytosol; P granule. Gene Ontology annotation, biological process: regulatory ncRNA-mediated post-transcriptional gene silencing. The transcript has 24 exons.